AUGUCACGGAUACGGUUUAAGGGCGGGGCGUGGACGAACAGCGAGGAUGAGGUGCUGCGGGCCUCACUGACGGUGUACGGGCUACGGAAUUGGGAGCGGGUGGCGUCUAUGCUGGUGCGCAAGACCGCUGCGCAGUGCCGCGAGCGCUGGGAGAGUUAUCUUGACCCCCACCUGCAUAUCCGCGAGGCGUGGACCGCGGAGGAGGAGGAGCAGCUCGUGCAGCUGCAGUCGCUUUUUCCAAAUCAGUGGAACCUCAUCGCCCGGGAGCUGCGCAGGCGCGGUGGCAUGAACCGUCCUGCAUGGCUAUGCGAGGAGCACUACCACACCCUCCUCGACGCCCUCGAGUAUGAGCGGCAGCAGCGGGAGGGUGGAAGUAGCAGGCGGAAUGAGUCACUGACGCUGGAAGACUUCUUGGCGGAACGGAAGCGGCACCGCGCCUACCAUCAGGGGCAUGAAACCAGAGAGGCACGCUCUGACGCCGUCAACUCGGACGUCUUUGAAAAGGAGAUGGUGGAAUUUGCUGUGAGCCGCUUGGCAAAUCAGGACGGUAAGAAGGGACUACGCAAGGAGCGCAAAAAGCAGCUGCAACACACAAGCUUCCUCGCCAAGCUGCAGAGCAAUCGCGAAGCCAUUGAGUCUGGCACACUCACGACGAAGGCGAAGAAACGGAUGGAACGCGCCAUGUUGGAGGAUCGUGCGGGGCCAAGCGGCACGCGGCUGCAGGAUGGAACCCGCGAGGACGACGCUGAGAGCGACAGUGGCGACGUCGCAAAGGACGGGGCCCAGCGUGGCCAAGAGAGCGCGUUCCGUCCUAUUGACCUUGGUGCAGACAAACAGGAGGCCGGGAUUCAGGCGAAGCAGCGUGUACUCGUGAAGAACCUCGUGGCAGACAAGGGGCGUCUUCAACAAGAGACGGCCGUGUCUGAAGGCAUCAAUGUGGACUUGCUGCGAAUUGCGAGCGGUGUGUCUGGAAGUUCUGUGCCUCAUCGAUUAGAAGGCAAGAAGGGCAUACCGCCAACUGCCAGCGAGAGUAGCGCUGCGCCAGGUGGGUCUCUCGGCACAGCAGCUCUUGACUUCCUCUUCGCGUCGCUUCCCGAUACUGUAGCGCCCAAGCAAUCGUCUGUAGUGGAGGUGUCGGUGCCUGUGAAUGACCUAUUCGGGGCCCUACCUGCCCCUCUGCUUGGCAGCAGUAUGUCAAGGGGCGGGGUGGCCACGGCGAAGGCAGAGGUGAUUGCGGCAGCUCCAGCUGAAGCAGAAGCGGUGGCGGAAGAAGAGGAAGAGGAAGCCGAGGAGGGGCCAGAGGUUUCCUACGCCGUUUCUUCCGGCAGUCACUCACCCGCGCCCUCGAAGGCGCUGGUUUUUUCCUCAGAGGAGGGGCAAAUGUGGCUCCGCAGAGCGAAGCGACUCGUGUCCGUGGAGGCUGAACGUGCGUUUCUCAACCACAAGCGCGUCCGUAACGACAUUUCGUCUCCCACGGGGACGUCGCAGGCGGCGACGCAUGCGAGAGAUGAAAACAGAACGGAGGCUGGGGAGGACGUCGAGGAGGCGGGAGAUGACAACGAAAGCACGAGCUGCAUCGUGCGCGCCCUGGUGGUCCAGCAGCUGCCCGCCACUGCGCGGGAUCUUCUUGACGCGGCGGGGGUGCUAGACGAGCCGCUGGCGAAGAAGUUAAAGCUGGGCAAUGGAUACGGCGGCGUUUGUGGCGGUAACGCUGACGGCGCGGGGACAGCAACGGAAAUGAAUGCGGGAGAGGAAGAGGUCGGCGCCAGGCUGGCGGCGUGUGUUGCGGCGGUGCAGCAGGAGAGCGGUGCAGAGUUUUGGAAAGACGUUGGCGCCACAGAGGCGACGGUGCAGCUUGAGAAACGUGUGCACCACCAACGCGAGCAGCUGGAGGCCGCUGCAGCAAAGGAUACAGCAGCGCGCCGGCGUCUUGAGCGCAUCGUGCGUAUUUGCUUUGCCGGCGACGGGCAACACAUGCGUGGGGACGACUUCAUGUACCGUGCACGUGUUUACUGGGGCUCGAAGCUGGAGGACGCACAACGCGAGUUGGCCUUCUACAGCAAUCUCCGCGAGGCUGAGCGUCGGGAGAUCCAGCGGCGGCUGCAGGAAGCUACAAGUCGGUUGACCGACAUUGAGCAGAAGGAACGAACGCUGCAGGAACGGUACCGCUCCAUGCGGCUUACACAAUAG
Trypanosoma rangeli is the source of this 2190-nucleotide messenger RNA. Its product is annotated as putative cell division control protein. Lineage: Eukaryota; Euglenozoa; Kinetoplastea; Trypanosomatida; Trypanosomatidae. Gene Ontology annotation, biological process: mRNA splicing, via spliceosome. The record is from RefSeq and is a predicted model, not a curated record. The transcript has a single exon. Gene Ontology annotation, cellular component: spliceosomal complex; Prp19 complex. The coding region runs from base 1 to 2190 and encodes 729 amino acids.